AGCCACCAGGCGGGCCAGGAGGCCGCCUCUAUGGUAGUGCGCUGUCCAGCAUUUCAGCAAUCGGCAGCGGCGCUUGCGGAAAGACGGGGGCGCGGGGCCGUGGGGAGGCCACAGAACAGCCUUGCCGAGCAGAAGACCCGGGACAAACGGGACCUUGAGACCCGGCUCCAGCAUCCAGAAGACUGCAGAGGUCAGGGGGGAGGACCUGUGUCAUGUCCUCCACCGUGAACAACGGGGCUACCGGCAUGCCAGCUCCACCGGAUGCUGCUAAUGGCUUCCCGCAGCCCGGCGCCUCGUCCGGGUCUUGGCCGCGCGCGGAGGAGGAGCUGCGCGCCGCCGAGCCCGGCUUGGUGAAGCGCGCGCACCGGGAGAUCCUGGACCACGAACGCAAGCGGCGCGUGGAGCUCAAGUGCAUGGAGUUGCAGGAGAUGAUGGAGGAGCAGGGGUACUCAGAGGAGGAGAUCCGGCAGAAGGUCGGGACCUUCCGGCAGAUGCUGAUGGAGAAGGAAGGCGUACUGACCCGGGAGGACCGGCCUGGGGCCCACAUCGUGGCAGAGACCCCGCGACGAAUGGAGGGCUUGGAGCCGGGCCUGGAGUACCCACCCUUCGAUGAGGACGACGGCCCGGUGGAUUGCGACUGCCCGGUCUCCUGCUACCGCGGGCACCGGGGGUACAGGACCAAGCACUGGUCCAGCAGCUCUGCAUCGCCCCCUCCCAAGAAGAAGAAGAAAAAGAAAGGCAGUCAUCGGAGGAGCCGCAAAAAGAGGAGACUAGAGUCAGAAUGCAGCUGUGGGAGUGCUUCCCCCCUGCGCAAGAAGAAGAAGAAUGUGAAGAAACACCGUCGAGAUCGGUCUGAUUCUGGGUCCCGGAGGAAGAGACGAUACAGAUCGAGAAGCCUCAAGAGCAAACGAAAAGAAAAAAACAAAGAGCGAAAGAGGCCUCACACUGAGUCUCCAGGCCGAAGGUUCCACCACCACAGCAGCGCCAGCUCCCACAGCCCCUCAAUGUCCUCACACUACAGUGAUUCUGGAUCACCCAGCAGACUGAGCCCCAAGCAUCGAGAUGACGGGCGGAAGACAGGCAGCCAGCGAUCCAGCGGGAGCCGGUCGCCAUCCCCAUCGGGCGGCAGCGGAUGGGGGUCGCCCCAGCAGAACGGAGGCAGCAGGCAGCGAAGCGGAGCGCACGGGGGUCGCCCCGGCUCGGCGCACAGCCCGCCCGAUCCUCCCAUUUGAAACGUGUUGAUUGUUUUUCUCUUUCCUCUCUUUCUUUCUUUAACUAACUUUUCACUUACCCCCUUCUCCAAACUGAGCCACCUGAACUGUCCCCCCUGGUCUGUGGUUUGGUUCCCUUCACUCCCCAUCCCUAGCCCUGAUGACUUUGCGGGCUCAUCCUCUCCUCCUUCCCAUUUUUGCUGUCUCUGCUUCUUCCUCUCCACCUCUUGAUCCUCUCCCCAAGCCUCCCUUCGCUCUCCCUCAUUCUCAUUGUUGGCUGAAUGUACUUGUAUGUGGUCUAACAUUCAGUCUUCAUGUCUAUUCUUGUUCUGUGUGCUUGCAGUGGGGCUGCUUUGGUUGCUACUGUCCGGGGUGGUUGCAGAACCCCUAACCUUCACCCUUGCCAGCUUCUAGCUAGGAGCUUUGGUCUCACAUGCUCCAGUCCUCCAGGGCCCACCUAGACAGUAAGCAGUAGAAGAGUGGGAUGUAAGAACCUUGAGGGUCAAGUUCAAAGUUAAGUCCUGUUGCACCCUUUGGGACUGACUAUACCAGGCUGAAUGAACUCUAGACUUAGACCAAGUCCUUUUUAUGGUAGCACAGUAGAUCUCAGAGGUACAAGCUUCAGGGUUCUAAGAUACUAGCAGGCAUUAGUACCACAGAGAGCCAUAGCUCUGUAACUUACAUAUGAUGACAGAGUCACUUCAGAGGGUCUGGAGUGGGCCAGGGACAGGCACUAGACCUUAAGAACCUACUUGGCCAAGACGCUGGGGUGAUUUUCAGAAUGGUAUAAAAUCUUAGCUUAACCCCAGAACAGGGGCUUCUCCAAGUCCCCAGUGUCCUUUCUUCUGCUGAAUUUCUGAAAUUGAGAAUUCAGUGGUAUGCCUUGUGGCAGAAUGAUCCAGAAGAAGCCAUCGCUAAUAGUCAGAGUGACUCACGGCAGAAAGAGCACUUAUAUCACAUGAAACUCGUGGUGGCCACUCCAGCGCUCAACUAGCUGUGUAGAAAAUGGCAGUCAGAAAUGGGUCCUUAGGUUGCCACCAUCUCCUCCUUCUCCCAUCAGCUUCCUGUCCUGCCUGAAAAUAACCACAGAAUUUUGAGCUCCCGGGAGCCACUGUGAGGUCUUGCUAACUCUCCAUCUUCAGCUUUGGAAAAGGAAGGGUUAGCUACUUCUCCCGUGUUUAUUCCAGGACGGGUCAGGCCAGCUCACUUCUCAGAACACUCUAGCUAUCUUGAAUGAUGCUUCCUGGGAGGGAGAUGACAUUGUUGCUCUUCCCAAGGGGGAUGAGGGCUGGGAGUCUGAAAGGGAGAGGUGCCUCAGCCUGAGGAGGACAUGGAGCCCCCCUUUCAAGACUUCCUGGUUUUCAACAUGGGGAGACAGUGGGAGAGAGGCAAGCAUGUGCAGUCCUGGGGUGCAAAGAGGACACAAAGGCAAGUCACUCCAGGUGUUUCCUUGCCUCUGUCUCCUGCCCCCUCUGCUUCCACUGUCUCCUUUCUCUGACCUUGUUUAUUGCCCUUGACCCUCAAAUUUUUCUUAUACAGGGGUGUGGGGGGUAAGAUGUCACUAGCAGAGCUAAGAGAGUAACUUAAUGUAUGAAGUGUUUGCUUUGCAAGCAAGAGGACCUGAGUUCAAGCCCCAGAACCCACAUUAGAAAGCCAAAGAUGGUGGCUUGUGCUUCUAAUCCUAGGUCUGGGAAGGCAAAGGCAAAAAGAUGCCUGGGGCAUGCUGGUCAGCCAGCCUGGCUUAAUUGACUAAUCCUGGGUCCUCAAAACAGCUCAGUGGGUAAAGGUGCUUGCCACAAAGCCCAGUGGCCUCAGUUCAAUUCCUGGAACUCACAAAGUAAAAAGAGUAAAACAGGCUCCUCAAGUUGUCCUCUGCACACACACACACACACACACACACACACACACACACACACACAUACACACAUACACACACAUACACACACACACAUACACACACAUACACACAUACACACAUACAUACAUACAUACACACAUACACACACAUAUACACACAUACACACACACAACUAAAUAAAUAAGUGUAAUUUACAAUGUAUAGCUGCUAAAAAUUAAAAUUUAAAAAGAACAGCACCCUGGAGAAAGACACCCAAGAUUGACAGCUGGCCUCCCCAUACACACACAUACAUAUACACCUGCACACACACAGGAACAUAUACACAAAAGAGAGAAGGAAGGAAGGAAAGAAGGAAGGAAGGGAGGGAGGGAGGGAGGGAGGGAGGGAGGGAGGGAGGAAGGAAGGAAGGAAGGGAGAAAGAAAAGAAGGAAGGAAAGGAUGGAGAGAGGGAGGUGCAGCCUCCAGCAGGGUCAUGGUGACCUUUUCUCAGCAGCUUCUGGAGGGAUGAGUGGGCUGCCCUUCCCCAGGGACUCCCUGACAGCACCUUCUUUCCAUCUUCUGCCAUCCUGGGCUGCAGGGGACCCUCUCCAUCCAACCCCAGGCCUUCACCCCUGCUCUGAUCCUUUCAGGCUGGGGGCCAGCAUCAAGAUUCUGCUCAUCCCCAUUUUAUCAGUGGGGAAGCAUGGCCACCUCCUAUGAGACUUAGCAUAAGUUCUCACAAUCAACUUAAUUCCCCUCAAGGGCUUCUCCUUGGGCUUGGGCAAGGUCAGUAGGCUCAAAAGGAAUCACAGGAAAGUGAUGAGGAGCUGUGACUUCAAGACCUAUGUAGGAAGGUAGGAAGCCACCUAUCUUGGCUUAGACCUCAAUGGCUGGGGACAAAAGCAUAUUAGGGGUAUUCCGCCACACAGUCCAGAUCCUUUCUGUUCCUAAUAUUCUACACCACCUCCAAGCCAAGGGAAGUCAAGAUAUAUCUGCAUGGCACUGGGGAUCAUUAGCUCAGCUGCCAGUGUUUGCCUAGGACGCAUGAAGCAUUGGGUUAUAAGCUCAACAUCUCAUAAAUCAGGCGUGAUGGCUCAUGGAGGUAGAGACAGGAAGAAUAGAAGUCCAAUGUCUGGCAAGAUGUGCCCAUCGAUGCAAUGGUGGUACAACUGUUAUGGGGGCAAAGCAACCACGUUUUUAGUUUAAAAAAACAAAACAAAACAAGACUUAAAAUGUUCAAGGUCAACUUUGGCUAUAUAGUGAGUCCUAACUGAGCUCCAUGGAACCUUGUUAAAAGUGAUGAGGAGGAAGCUAGGACUGUGGCUCACUGGUAGAACGACUUGCUUAGCAUCCGUGAAGCCCUGGGUUCAGACUGUAGUACUGACAGGGGGGAGAGGUGGGAGGGGCUUCCUGCUUGUCUUUGGCAGGGAACAUCAUGGGCUUGAUCUUCCUCCCUGACCCUGUUCUUUGCCUUGAGUCAGGUCUCUAGCUCUGAUUCUGAUCUGGUCCCAAUCCCAGUAUGCAAUCCUUCACCACUGGCCUUGCUGCCUCCCCUGACCAGAGUAGCCUUAAAGGAGGGGACCACGGUGACACGGGGCUGUGAGUUCCCAUGCAUUUGUUCCUAAGGCUCUCUUACCUGGUAUCUCUGUUUAGUUGACAAGCUGACCACCCUGGGCAUAGGAUGCAUUGGAAGAACCUAGAGACAUCAUUCUCAUUUGCCCCCUAGAAGGAAAUUCAUUGAGAGAACCCUGGUACAGACCAGGGACUGAAAGAUGUUAUUUGCCUGUUGGGGUCGGGGAGAAAGCUGAGGGUUUUUCUGGAGAUGACUUUUAAGAAUGAAAGUAUCCUUACAACAACCAGCCUCAAGCUGAGCACAGUCUAAUCUGGGCACAUAAUGCAGACACAGGAAUUUUCUGGAGUUCAAGGUUAUCUUUGGUUACAUGGAGAAUCAGAGGCCAGCCUUGGCUACAUGAGACCCUGUCUGAAAUUUUUUAAAUGGGGUCAGGGAUGUAGCUCAGUCAGUAGAGUUCUUGACUAGCAUGCAUGCAUGAAGCCCUGAGUUUGAGCCACACCACUGCAUAAAAAUA
Mus musculus (house mouse) is the source of this 5135-nucleotide messenger RNA. RefSeq names its product serine/arginine repetitive matrix 3 (gene Srrm3). The transcript has 13 exons. Bases 213 to 1232 code for a protein of 339 amino acids. Gene Ontology annotation, biological process: RNA splicing; negative regulation of insulin secretion. NCBI's taxonomy places the organism in Eukaryota, Metazoa, Chordata, Mammalia, Rodentia, Muridae. The record is from RefSeq and is a predicted model, not a curated record.